Molecule: messenger RNA, 4498 nt
Organism: Vollenhovia emeryi
Lineage: Eukaryota; Metazoa; Arthropoda; Insecta; Hymenoptera; Formicidae
Exons: 5
Coding region: 462-3359 (965 amino acids)
Source: RefSeq, a predicted model, not a curated record
UCGGGUGGCGCGCGAGGAGGUGGCGAAGGAAAACAACGGGCUCUCGUUAGAUACGUGUCGCGGGUGUGCUCGAGAGCGCGCGACAGCGUAAGCGCGGAGAAGGGGCCGAACGUUCGUACCGCUGCACCCCGUCCCCGCUUGACCUGCGCACGAGACGCGCCACAACGGCUCUCCGCUGUGUUUCGUCAACAUUGGACUGCAUUGGACCCGCUCGCGCUCCGCUGUGUCUGGCCGCACUGACGCACGGCUAUGCGCCCGUCGUCAGCCGUUCCGUAGCGCGUCGUCCACGUUGCAGAAACGCCCGUCGCCUCGUGAAUCGCUCUCGGCCGGUGUUGCCCACCGCGUAGACGACGGUGUCGGGAGCCCGAGCGCGGCCGCGGCCGCAAAUUCCGAGCGGCUCCAUCUUGCGCAACGUCCCGAGCCCGGGGGAGCGUGAAGGCGCGUUAUCGCUAUCGGCGACCAUGUCGACGGCCGUCAACGACACCGAGGAGUACUACUGCUUCCGGGUGAAGGAGAGCACCGACAGCGAGCUCGACAACAGGAACAUCGUCAUCCCGUGCUCGUACAACUUCGACCUGAAGAAACUGCGUACGGAGCUGUGGCGGCAGUUCGGAGUGCCCAGGAACAGACGCAUCUCCUACAUCGACGACGACGGGGACGAUGUCCCAAUCGAUUCGGAAUGCGAGUUUCACGAGGCGCUCAAGCUCGCGAAGAACGCCUUCGUGGCGAACACGGCGAUUCCGUUGAUCGUUGGUUCCUUCCACGUGCCUACGUGCAGCGACGACGAGCAAUGUUCUGGAACGAACGAGGUCUGUUGCCCAAACAAAGAGCCGACGAGUAUCGACGGCAAUCCGAUCUCGUCCCUCGCCGAGAAGAGCGGCGGCUCGAUGCCGGAGCCGAAUCCCGAGUUCGACAAGCAGAAGUUUCCAACUUGGAAAGUGUCAUCGAAUCAAAAGAAGUUGGACGCGAGGCAGUGCGAUGAGCCGAGCGGGGAGCAGGCAGAGUUGGAAGACGCGGAAGUCCCAAGAGAAUUGAAUGCUUCGUUACGAUGCCACGUAGAUACGGUGCCUCCUUCGUGGUUCACCGAGUACAUGGAGGCGAUGAAGAAGGACAUGGUGUCCACGAUCACGCAGGAGGUGGUGAAAAACGUGACGGAGGUGCUGAACAAACGUCUGGACUCCCUUACGUUAAAGGAGCUGGCCCAGUCUCGAGGCCAGUCGCAUCCUUCUCUCUCAAAGCGACAUCCCAGAUGCUCCUUCGACUCGAACGAGAAGAAUCAGAAGAGAAUGAGAUCUCAAGACGAGGAGCAGUCGAGCGACGCCUCCAUCGAGCGCGUGGAUGAGCCGCAAAAUGUAAGCACCGCGGAUGCACCGCAAACGAAGAAAGAUGUGAUAUCCACAAUUAGUCACGAGGUGGUGAAGGAGAUGACGGAGAUACUCAACAGAAUCCCCUUGGAUUCUCCGCACACGUCGGCCCCUUCGAAGAAACUCGGUCAGUCCCGAAGCCCGUCGCAUCUUCCUUUGUCGAAACGAUUUCCUCGACACUUGGAUCCGAGCGAGAAGAAUCAAAGGAAGAUGAGGCUUCAGGAUGGGGAGCAGUCGAUGGAGCGCACGUACGAGCCGCGAAACGCCAGUACCGCGGAUAUUUCGCGACAACUGCAAAAAAAGCUUGAUCUUAUCGGCGACGCUAUUUGUGCGAGCGUGUUGAAGGAGAAGAAAAAGAAGAAGAAACAUCAUCACUGGAUUCCUUCGGCGUUCAUCGAUAAUCUGAACAAUGAUGUCGUUAAGAAGCAAUCCACUCAGAAUAAUGCAAAGAAAGAGUUAGUUUUCCAGGAAAAGAAGGAGAAGGAACCCGAUGCAACUCUGGAUCAAUGGAUCGAUAGAGUAAUUGGCGAUCUGAAGAAGGCCGAUUUUGAAAUGAAACGGAGAAACGAGAACGGAGAUGUUUCCUAUCGGAAGGACUUGCCCUUGCGAACGGGCCCGAUAUCGUAUAACGAAACUACGGGGAUGUUCGAGAACGAGAUGCUUCGUAUGAGCUGCUCCGUUACUGGGCAUCAGAUAUUGGACGAGGGUCGCCGCACUGGGGACGACUGGUGCUGCGACAAUCCGGACACGGAUAAAACCACCUUCUGUCCGUGCGAUCAAGAAGUGGAGGACGACGACGCUUUCGAGAUCAUCCAGAUGCCCAACUUGGUAAGCAGAAAUGAAUCGUUUACGCGUCCGGAGGAGCCCGCUGCGGAGCAACGACGACACGACAGCAAUCGAGACUCGCCCAGCUUUGAACUCCUGUCGGAGUCGCCCUCGCCUACGCCUACGUGCUGCAUGCACUUCAACGAGGAGCAUUUCUCGGCGAAUGAGGGGAACGCCGAGCAGCAACCUCCACCCGCGGAUGCGAAUCCAUCGACGAGCUCCAUUUACGUGAUAGAUAUUCACGGUAAAGUCCACAACGAGUGUCGGGCGACAGAUUUGGACCAAGACGUUAGCACUGAUUUAAAGAAAAGAUCCGGCGGAGUCUAUUCGUUCGUAACAGAGACGUUACCAGUUCAGGAUACUCACUGUUCGAAGUCGUCGCAUUCGGAACAGCGAGCGAGCGAACGGAAGAACCACCCUCGAGACGACGUGUGCAGCAACGCGGGUUGCACGUACGACGACGUGAGAAACUCGCAUACGAGUUACCUGACCGUGCGGACUCACUGCGACGCCAAGACGCAGUGCAGUUGCCAGUCGCAGACCGAUUUGAGUGAUUUCACGCAGAGCUUCCAUUCGCACACCACGUCGGUCACCGACACGACCGACGUUUACACCGAGUCCUACGGCAACUGCAGAUACGGCGAGCAAGUGCCGGUAACGGCCAAGGACGUGCGAGAAGCGGCGACGGUGACAGCGACGAUGACAGCGACGGCGACCACGAUUCCGAGAAGCGACCACGACAGCGACUGCGGGGAGGAGAGGACCAGGUCAAACGAAAGGCAUUACAACGCUGCGGACAACUAUUCAAAGUGCAGCUUUUGCAGCUCGCACAGCAGCACUCCACGAGGUGGUCCGGCCGAUCCUCCGUACCAGUCCGGUCGAGCGAGUGGAUCUUCCGAUAGAUCGAGCCCCAACGUAGGCUCGAGGAAGACGUCGGCUGGCGAUCAGACACCGCUGGGCACCGUUGAUCCUGUUCAUAUCCUCCUACCGGAAACGCUAGUCACUGCAGUCACUGCAGCCACCCAUGUCGGUUCGUACGCUUACGACACCGCACGCGAGAUGUUGGACAAGAUACGAGCACACGCGAGGGAGGAUUCUGCUAAACGCCGAGGCGGGGUAAAGUGCGACGACAAGAAACGCUUCUUCGUUGGGCCCCUGUCUUUGUACUAAUGACCUAUUAAUCUUUCGUCUAUAGCUGAUAUAUUGUACGUGCAUUGUAUGCUAUGCGGGAUUGCUAAAUAGAUUUAUUAGGUGAUAGGCAAAUAUACGGGCUCGAAAUGAUAUUGUACUAUUGACGCGGAGCGAUUGAAAUGCGUGCAGCGCCUCUCUUACAAGUAACUGGGUUUUCUUAAGAUCACGCAGCGAAUAAAAUUAGGUUUCCUACGUCGAUCGUGAUUGAUUGUCUUGUUGAGAUAUGCCAAGAACGAAUAUGUCCCAUUGUUAAUGGGGGAAAGUUUUGACGACACUGAACCAGUAGAGUAACGAGUUAAAAAACCAAUGAAGACAGUGAAGCACUUUUUAUGUGCGUGUGAUUCUUAAUUGCAUGCGAAAUAAAGGUAGAAAGAAAUCCCCCCCCCCCCCCAAAAAAAACGAACCAACGCAUUCUAUCGAGAGUAAGACGCAUUUAUUUGUCGCGUGAAAUUAAGAAUCACUGUACAUGUAAUAGUAUUCGUAGUAAUGAAUUAUGCUUUAUCAUAGAUAGAAUGUUAGACUUGCUCGUAGCUAUGUGAAAUUAAGGAACUAAUUAUACAUAAUAAAAGCGAACGGACGAAAGUGUGGAAGAAAGAGUGACAGUGCGAAAUAGUUUUAGAUCGUUUGGACGAGAGAAGGUAGGCUGUUUGGGAGAAAAGUACGAAAUUCUUUAUUACAACCUUUCCGCGUAUAGAUGAAUAUAUUAGGGGCUAGAGACAGAAUGGAUUAUACAAAUCAGUUAUCCUUGUAUAUUUACUGAAAUGAAAAGGCGGGACACCGUAUUAUUCAGGACCGAAUGAUCGUUAUUAGCCUACACGGACGAUCUUGCAAACGCAACUCUGAAGAGUUACGGUUCAAUUUCGUUAAGUGAUGUCGCUCUAGGUACCGGUGCAGAAACUAGCAGAAGAACCGAUAAUCCCUUGAUACCAAAGAGUCACCUCUUUGGCAAGAUGCGUUUCGCAAGAUGUAUCAGUGUUCGGCAGUAAGAUUCGCACCAAAUGUUUAAUCAAUUUACCGCACUUUCGAAAUUCUUGUCUUAUAUGACACGCAUUAUUACGUUGUGUUAGAGCUUAUGGAAUUUAGCCGGUUUUGUGGAAAUAAAUGUUAUAUGAAUUAUA